Eimeria maxima is the source of this 2748-nucleotide messenger RNA. RefSeq lists its product as hypothetical. The transcript has a single exon. Lineage: Eukaryota; Apicomplexa; Conoidasida; Eucoccidiorida; Eimeriidae. The record is from RefSeq and is a predicted model, not a curated record. The coding region runs from base 1 to 2748 and encodes 915 amino acids.
AUGUGCCCCGCACAACCGGCAAAACUCAGAUGCUUUUCAUCCCCCGGGUCGCGGAUCCCAGCAUCACCAGCCGUUCCGCAGCUAACGCAUUGUUCACAAGAUGAGGCAAGCGCCUCCCCUUUCCGCAGAUCCAUCGGAGCAAGAAAUCGUACUUUUUCUGCAGGGCCCAAGGAGAGCAAUGUUCAGGCCCAAGCGUGCCACUCAGCUGCUAUUGCAGAGAAUCAACAUAGGAACACUUGUAUUACGGCCUUUGAAGGGUCGCGGAAGACUAUUCAUGCUGAAGGUGGAGCUGCGGGAGCAUGUAGGUGCUUAGAGGCAGUGACGUGUGCGUGCAACCGAAAGGAAGCAUUCUUUCCAAGGGAGUACCAAAAUCCCCAGAGCCGCCUUCCCUCUACGGAGCAUGAAGGGUUGGAAAAAGGGCACCAAACAGAACAAAAUACGAAUGAAAACACAGUAGCACCUAUGCUCGGCAAUGAUUCGUUUUCGCAACCUUCGAGUGCUUUCCUUGGAGGCCCUACUCAGGAGGAUGCCUGUCCAACUGAAUGUGCAAAAUCCGCAACACUUUCAACUGAUACAUUUUCUCGAGAAAAGGAUUCGAUUAGCCGCAGCACAUUAGCGAAAAUGGAAGACCAACAAGAAUGCAAAAAUGUGCAUGAAAUCCAGGUCCACUAUGACGACUUACUCAGACCCAUACACAGAGCAAACGUAUGCACAGCUGCAACGAGUGUACCUGUGGAAGAGUUUCAACAGCAGCCUGUCGACAGUGAAGUUGGGUCCUUCCCUGUCUGCACAUCUUCGUCUGGCUGCCCAUUGCCGUCCCUCGCUUCCUCUGAGCUUUUGUACCUUCUACAGCAGAGCAUCCGUUCCGCUAAAAGUGCUGCAGUUGCCAUGGCGAAUUAUUCGUCUUGCUUAUCGAAUAUGCUGGAGACGGAAGCGCAAACAAUUACAGGGGACAGCACCACUGAUCUCUUGGUUCCGGGACACCAUGAAAGGGGGAAUGCAAGCGAGAUUGACAGCAGUUGUUUAGUCACACCGGCAAAUUCAAGGCUUCCGCCGCCUUCAGGAUUUCCCGUUUUGACAACUCGUAGUCAACGCACUUGUCAUUCUCCUCAUAAUUGUAUCCAUACAGUGGUACCUGGGGUCGUCACAGUGGCAGUGAGCAGUCCGCAGAUACGCCGGUGUUUUCAUUCCGAGAGGGAAUCCACUUCCCCACUCCAACCAUAUUCUUUACAUGCGUACGCAGCUUCAAAGACGACGUGUAACAACCAGUCAUUGGCAGACUUGGCGGGAAUGGAGGACUUGAAGCUUGCUUGCCCCUCCUCCCCUCCUAGUACAGUGAUUCCCUGUCCUGUGACACAACGGCGUACUGCACGCAGUGCAGUGUCUAUCCCGGUGGUUAAGUCAAAUGAAGAUACCACCGUAACGAUGAAGAAUGAACGCCCUCACCGAGACGAAACACGCGAAGAUGCUUCACAUCAUCUGGGAGUCUCUUCAACUAGCAACGUGGAGGAGCGAUGCAAAGCGAAAACUGAGUUUCCUCAGGACAGCAAAGCAGCAAGCUGUGCUGAAAAACUACCCGAGUUACGCAUUUUCACCGUCAUCCAGGAUACCAAGGAUCUGCAGCGCCGCGAAGUAGAAGAAAGCAUCCUGCACACACACAAAGUAGCAAGCAAAUACCAGAGCCAACCUCUUCCAGGCUCAGUAGUAGCUACGCCUUCUGCUACUUUGCUCAGUUCACCACAUGAGAACUCUGACAACAAAUUGACAGCGUGCACCUCGGCUGGCAGAAGCCUGACCAGCCGAUUCCUGGCACACAUUCGUCAAGGCAUUCGCCUUACACGUCGUCGACACAGAAGUACAAGCACCACCCGAAUUCACGGAGCCCGUCCACUGCGCGAGGCCUCCACUAAUCCUGGAGGAGCUGGAUGCGGAGGAGAAAAGGGACUUCACACGUUUCGGGAAUCGUGUGUCCGGCUUCAAGCUCAGUCAGCGGGGACAAAAGAAGAUUCGGCUGCACAUGAUGCACCAGCAGAGUUUCGACCAUUCACCUAUGACAGCAGAGAAACAGCUGGUGUACACUUGGCCGUUCCAACUAUGAAGAUGGUGUCACAGCUCGCUGCAAACGCGGAAGAAGCCGGGCAUACUACAAAUGGGAGUGAGCUGUGUCCUGCUGGGCUAAAGCGGCACUCAAGUCAGAGAGCAGCAUCUCAGGAUCACGCACCUCGUGACAGUGUUAAAGAGGCAUUGCUACUUGACGCUCCCGUUUUCUCGGUAUCGGCCUCCCAUAGCUGCCUUCCUCCCACAGACGCAUGGAGUAAUUCAUAUUCAAGGGACCCGACACCAUUAUCAGGUUACUUAAUGGCGAAUUCAAGAGGCAGCUUUCCAUCUACACAGUUGGCAACAUACCCGAAGGCUGUCCGCAGCUGCUUCUCUCAGCAACAGGAGGUGCCUAAUAAUGUUCAUAGUGGAGCUGCAACGAUUAGUAGUACGCUCGAAGACUCAAAUAACUGGAGAGAAACUGCCAAUACACUCAAUAAGGACUACUGCCAGUUCAGUGUGCAUGAUGCUAAAGGUUGCCUGGACACUCCAAGAACGAUCACCGCAUCAUUGGAUGUCAUUGCAAAUAGAAGAAUAGCGAAAGGCGGCUCCUGCAUUCACCAAUCGGGCCGCCUUUUGGAGAAGGCAGAGUUGCAAAAAUGGCAGGACCUCCUCGAGCUUAACAAUAUUAUUCAGCGAGGGGCCCGUUGA